UCCGCUAGGUUAAAAUAAUGUCGCAUAAAACCCAAACAUUAUUGGGAUGUAGUCAGAUGUAGUAUAAAUAUGCUAUUGAGUUUUACCAGAAAGAAUUUAAUUCUUUUUGGCACAUACUAAUUUAAGAUCGUAAUGUGCAUAACAGUAUAGUCAUCAUAUUAAAUAAAAUGUAAAUGAUAUACAUGUGCGAAUUUAUUACAUGUGACCUAACCUGUGUUGUUCUUUGAAGGAGGACCUAAUUAAUAAUGGAUCCACUAAUUCAACAGAAGGUCUUACAAUUUGAGACCUUUGUGAAUAAUGUACUGAAAGCUGAUCUUGCAAAACUGGCUGAAAAACUUGACGCUAAGAAUGCUGACGUUGCUGAAUUUGUGCAGCUAAAAUCAGUGAUAACGACAUUUCAAAAUACAAAUGUCGAGAAAACUGGUUUCAAGACCAAAGUCGAUAUUGGAAAUAAUUUCUUUAUUCAAGCACACGUUCCAGAUGCUUCUAAGAUCUUAUUGGACAUUGGUUUAGGACUCUAUAUUGAAUUCACUUUGGAUGAAGCCUUAGUCGUUAUAAAUGUAAGGAUUAAGCUACUUGAGCAACAAAUUGCAAAUUUACGGAAAGCAAUAGCAAGGACCAACGCUCAUAUUAAAUUAAUUCUUAUUGCCAUUAGAGAUUUACAAGGAAUAAAAGAAAACGUCUGAAGACAUCUACAAACCAUUGUGAUAAAGAAUAAUAUAAUUAAAAUAUAACUUUAUUUUGUUCUCAGAUAAGAAAGUUGCACUAUAUAUGCAUACUAAGUAUAUGUGGCAGUUGUAAAUGUAACUUAUUUUCAUAAAUCUAUAAAUAAAUUCAAAAAAAGUAGUUACAUAUAUUAUUUUUACAAAAUAUAAUUUGUGUAUUACUUGCCUUUCUAAGAAUCUAAUCUUAAAACGUUUUCUUUUACCAUUCGUCAAUACAUGUCUUAUGUUAAAUAUAUAGUGGUGAUUAAAAUUAUUAAUACAUCAUUUCGUCUUACACAUCUUUAAUAUAUUUUCAAGUAAGAUAAAGUGAUGUGAUUAAAAA
Molecule: messenger RNA, 1047 nt
Organism: Solenopsis invicta (red fire ant)
Lineage: Eukaryota; Metazoa; Arthropoda; Insecta; Hymenoptera; Formicidae
Gene: Uxt
Product: protein UXT homolog
Exons: 2
Coding region: 246-686 (146 amino acids)
Biological process (GO): regulation of transcription by RNA polymerase II
Molecular function (GO): transcription corepressor activity
Source: RefSeq, a predicted model, not a curated record